CCCAAACUCAUACCUCGAAGUCCCCCAUGUUCGGGUCUGACGGCGGGUCUUCGCAGGCGAUGUGAACUUCGUCUUUUUUGAGAAAUUUUAGUGUGCUAUAUGACAGAAACUACAGAGGAAAUAAUUUAUGGGGAUGGGAAUUAUGGGGAACAAAAGGUAAAGCGACUCAAAUCUGUAAAAGAUGAAGGUAUGACAUCCAGUAACAAUGAUGACGUAGACACCAUUUAUGGUGCGCUGGUGGUUCUAGGUUACAAUGGUUCUCUGCUGGAUGGAGAACGCAAGCGCCGUCACCGAACCUCAUUUAUUUUGCGAAAGAAAGGAUCCCCCUCAGGAGUGCAACCCUACAAAUUGCACCUGGCUUCUUCUAACACUGGAAUGCAGAUUGUAAAUUCGGAAGCCCAUAGUGUGUCUUACACUCUUUCGCGUGGCAAUGCAGUUGUUGUUGAGUACCGGAGGGAUUCCGAUACUGAUAUGUUUCAGAUUGGCCGUUCUGCUGAUUCUAAAAUAGACUUUGUGGUGACUGACACAGCUCCUGGAAAUAAACGUUCAGAUUUGAACCCAGACACACAGAAGAGCACUAUCUCCAGAUAUGCUUGUCGCAUUGUUGUCGAUAGAGAACCACCUUAUACCGCCAGGGUGUUUGCAGCUGGUUUUGAUAAAUCUAGUAAUAUAUUUUUAGGAGAAAAAGCCCCCAAGUGGCAAAAUGAAGAGAAUUUGAUGGAUGGUCUGACCACCAAUGGCAUUCUUCUAAUGAAUCCCAAGGGUGGUCCUUCUUGUCAGCCCACAAUAUGGCGUGAAAUAUCAGUAUGUGGGAAUGUAUAUGGACUUCGUAGAACACGGUCGACCACUGAGAAAGGGAAGACUGUUGAAGAUGAGUCCAAUGUUUUACUUGAUGGGUCAUUGAUUGAUCUCUGUGGAGCUGUGUUACUAUGGAGAUCAGCUGAAGCUAUAAAGGAAAUGCCUACCUUGGAAACAAUUGACAAAAUGAGGGAGUGCCUAAAUGCUUCUCGCCCUCAGUGUCCUGUGGGUCUCACGACGUUAAGAUUUCCGAGUCAAUCAGAGGUAUGUGCCGCUGACUCUUGGAAAAGAACCUGCAUUCUAUCAGGGAGAGCCUGCUGCUACACAUGCUUUUGUACCUUGUGGACAUGUUUGCUCGGAGGAAACAGUAAGGUUUUGGUAACAACUUCCCAUUCCUCAUGGAUGUGAUGCUUUUCAAGCCAUAUGCCCAUUCUGUGCUCAGCCUCUGGAGAGUGAAGACGGCUUUGUCAAAUUGAUCUUCUCGACUGACGAAUAACAUUGUAAAUAAAAGAUCUAUAAAAAAGUAUAACAAUAAAUGGUGUACAGCCUCACUGCAGCAAUUGGCUUUUAAUGACAGCAGCUGGCCUGAGUUGAUAACUGAUUAACUUAUUUAUAAAAAAUGCUGAACGUGUAUUAUUGUAAUUAUUAUUAUUAUUGAAACUUGUUAGAUGUCUCUUUUCUGUUUACACUCUGCUAAUAUUUUCGAAGAAGUCGUAUUUUAAAGCCACUAAUUAGAUGUGUAAUUAAGGUCGUAUACCUCUUUGCAAUAAAAUGUGGUCUGAGGUGAA
Stylophora pistillata is the source of this 1586-nucleotide messenger RNA. RefSeq names its product E3 ubiquitin-protein ligase pellino homolog 1. The record is from RefSeq and is a predicted model, not a curated record. NCBI's taxonomy places the organism in Eukaryota, Metazoa, Cnidaria, Anthozoa, Scleractinia, Pocilloporidae. Gene Ontology annotation, biological process: regulation of Toll signaling pathway; protein polyubiquitination. Gene Ontology annotation, molecular function: protein binding; ubiquitin protein ligase activity.